GCUGCGGCAAGUUGGGGCUCCGCCCAUCCCUUGGCCCACUCCUCUGCCCCCGGCGAGAACCCAAGAAUCGACGGGGGCGAGAGAGCGCUAGGCGGCGGCGAGAGAGACUAGAAGAUGGCGGGGCCCGGCAGAAGCUGGCGGCACUGGGAUGCCCCCGGUGACGGCGCUGACCACAUCACCGUGCUCCCGCCGGAGCUCCGCGCGCGCAUCGCCGCCUCCCUCCCGUUCCGGCAGGUCGCGCAGCUGGCGACUCUGUCCCGGCCCUGGCGCCACAUCCACCGGCACACGCCCGUCGUCGAGCUCAAGCUCGAUGAGUGGGGCUCCGCUGCCGGCGUCCUCGACGAGGACGCCCUCGCCUGCCUGGAGCUCGCGCUCCUCCGCCGCGGGCAAGAGGGGUCCGGAUCCAGGGUGGGCACCCUCCGGGUCACCUUCGCGGUCGAGGACCCCCGCAUGAGGCGCCACGCCGGGCUCAUCAUCGCGCUCGCCGACGCGCGCAGGAUCCGCAUCACCGUCCCCGGAUUCGGCGGCUUCCCUCAGGUCGAGUGGUCCGUCGACCUGUCUCCGGCGGCGGUCGACCUGGAGGUCGAGGCGGUCUGCCACCUCACGCCCGCCAUCGCCGGGCCAGGCGCCGCCGCCCUGCAGAAGCUGUGCCUCGACACGGUGGUGGUCCCCGAGUGGCCGUCCCUUCCGUCCCUGCGCCACCUCGCGCUCCACAACGUCACCGUCCUGGCGCCGUUCCCGGAUGCCGCGCGGUGCCCGCGGCUCGAGCACAUGUGUAUCCUCGAGUGCUUGAUCGAACUCGCCUGCGUCCACAUCCGUCUGCCGCUUCUGAGGAGCCUCCGAAUGGACAAGGCCUACGGCGCCCCCUGCGCCACCAUCGAUGCCCCGGAGCUCGAGGAGCUCGACGUGAACUGCGGCGCGGGGUUCGCUGCCGCCGACUACCAGUCGUUCAGCCUGCGGGCGCCGCGGCUGCGCUGCCUGACAUGGAGCGAGCAGUUCGCGGAGCGCGUCCACAUCGACGUCGGCAGGCCGGGGAGCGUCACCUCGGGCCGGAUCAAGUACACGUGGAAGCGUGGGCUUGUCAGCUGCCGGGAGAUGGAGGACUUGCGGGCACAGAUGACGCGGAUGCUCGAGAGGCUCCUCCCGGAGCUGUCCCCGGAGGGCGUCGCCGAUGCCGCGAGGCCAUACAUUUCGCUGGACAAGUACACCAUGGAGGACCCUUACAGCGGGUCGGAGAAUGUUGGUGGAGAGUAUCUCCAGAAUGGGCUAACACCACAACAGUAAUGAAUGAGCACACCAAACCAAGUAGGGAGUGUUCUAUCUCUAUUCAAUGUGUCCCAUCAAUGAACAUUAUAGGGGGUAUUUAUAGGUGGCGUUACACCUCACA
Messenger RNA from Panicum virgatum (switchgrass), 1387 nucleotides. RefSeq lists its product as uncharacterized. Gene Ontology annotation, molecular function: protein binding. The record is from RefSeq and is a predicted model, not a curated record. The coding region runs from base 115 to 1284 and encodes 389 amino acids. Lineage: Eukaryota; Viridiplantae; Streptophyta; Magnoliopsida; Poales; Poaceae. The transcript is spliced from 2 exons.